GAGCCUGCAGAUCACACUGCUGGCAUAAAAGCAAUGGCGGCUAGUAGGAAGUAUUUCUUGAGUUUGUUUGGACGGAAUUUUCGCCAUGUUCUUUAUCAAUCUCGACACCCUCAUUUAAUGAGACCAAAUAUGCGCUUAUUAUCUGACAAAAUAAUCGACAGUUCAGACUCAGAGCCACCCAUACCAGUGUACAAAUCGCCUCAAAACGAACCGGUGGAUCGCAAACGAGCAAGAUUACUCUACCAAAGCAGGUACACAUAUAUAAAACUACUGAAAUUCAAAUGGUGCACUUGAUCAAACAAAUUCAAAUGGAUUUAGAUAAAAGUAAGUUAAAUUCAUUUUACAUCUGCUCCAGGAAGCGUGGAAUGCUGGAAAAUGGACUCCUGUUG
Messenger RNA from Pocillopora meandrina, 389 nucleotides. The record is from the annotation of a GenBank genome assembly. Lineage: Eukaryota; Metazoa; Cnidaria; Anthozoa; Scleractinia; Pocilloporidae.